UUAAAGGUUCAAUGGGGAGACCUAAAGAUUUACGCAUAUGGGAGCACUACCGUACUUUACCAAACAAGUCUGUUUCUUGCAAGCUUUGUAAUAAGGUCUACAAAUUCAGUAAUGCUGCCAAAAUGCUUCAACAUCUUAUCACUUGUCCAAAAUCUCCAGAAACAUUAAAAGACUCUAUGAAACUUAUAAAAGAUAGCUCGUCCAAAACCAAAAUGUCUGGACUGUCAGAGAUAGAGACAAAUGAUUCUUUUAUAAGCCCCUCGUCGUCUGCUAACACUACAAUAAAUGCUGAGUUUCAAGACACCGAUGAUCAUAUAAAAACAGAAUUAGCGAGAGCUAUAUUUGUAACAGGGACGCCAUUAUCGAUGGUGCAACAUCCUUUAUGGAUACAAUUUUUCGAAAAAUUGCAACCAAAAUUUAAAAUACCUUCACGUAAAGCUUUAGCGACAAAAUACUUAGAUAAAAUAUAUAGAGAAAUGCGUUUUGAGUUAAAUGAGGAACUAAAUGCUUGUAGUUACUUACACCUUCAGUGCGAUGGCUGGUCUAAUUUAAGAAAUGAAGGAAUAAUAAACUUUCUUAUAUCAAAACCUCAACCUGCAUACGUUAAAAGUUUGAAUACAGAAAGUAAUCCUCACACUAGUGAACCUUAGCCAAGAAGUUGAAAAAGUAAUGAAAGUGUAUGGAGCAAAUAAGUUUCUUGUACUUAUUGGCGAUAACGCUAGAAAUAUACAAAAGGCAUUCGAAUUAACAAAACUCAAAUAUCCACAUGUUGUUCCUCUCGGUUGCUGUGCACAUAUCCUUAACUUGUUGUGCCAAGAUAUUGUAAAGAUACAAGAAGUAACUGUGUUUAUUAUGCAAGCCAUAAAUAUAAUAAAAACUGUUAAAAGGAGUCAACGAUUAAGUUCCUUGUUGAUAAAAUCAAGGCAGGGUGAAGAAACAAACACUAAAAUUGCCUUGUGCUACAAGAUGUGGAAGUCAUGUUACUUCUUUAAAAAGUUUGAAAGCAAAAAAGAUAGCUUUUCAAAUAUAAACAGUUAGAGAAGAUGUGGUAAUUUCAAGAGAUAUUAAAGAUUUAAUUCUAAGUGAUGAUUUCUGGACGAAGACAGGGGAAUGUAUAAGUAUUUUGGAACCAGUCACUGAAAGCAUAUUUUACUUAGAGAGC
This is a messenger RNA of Galleria mellonella (greater wax moth), 1162 nucleotides long. RefSeq lists its product as uncharacterized. NCBI's taxonomy places the organism in Eukaryota, Metazoa, Arthropoda, Insecta, Lepidoptera, Pyralidae. Gene Ontology annotation, molecular function: DNA binding. The coding region runs from base 12 to 650 and encodes 212 amino acids. The record is from RefSeq and is a predicted model, not a curated record. The transcript has 2 exons.